This is a messenger RNA of Eruca vesicaria subsp. sativa (arugula), 1137 nucleotides long. NCBI's taxonomy places the organism in Eukaryota, Viridiplantae, Streptophyta, Magnoliopsida, Brassicales, Brassicaceae. The record is from the annotation of a GenBank genome assembly.
AUGGACCUGCGAGAAUCCCUAACGAAUCAAAACGAGAUCGUUCUGAGUUUGUUUCAGCACGUGAUCGCCACCACCACCGCCGGAAAAACCUCGAACCUAUUAUUUUCUCCGGCGUUACUGAAUGUCAUCCUCAGCUUCAUCGCCGCAAAAUCUCCCGGAGACAUCGAAGAAAAGAUUCUCUCUUUACUACAUGCUUCUUCGACCGACGAGCUUAACACUGUCUCCUCCAAGAUCGUAACCACCGUCCUCGCCGACAGCACAUCAAUCGGCGGUCCAACAAUCGCCGCAGCUAACGGCGCCUGGCUCGAAAAAACUGUCCCUGUCGAGCCUUCUUUCAAGGGUAUCAUAGAGAAUUCGUAUAAAGCUGCUUUUAACCUAGUUGACUUUCGCAACAAGGUUCAUGAAGUGGUUGAAGAAGUGAACUCAUGGGUCGAGAAUGAGACAAGAGGGCUCAUCACUAAUCUCAUCCCCAAAAACUCUGUUUCUUCUGAUUCCAAUCUCAUAUUCGCUAAUGCAUUGUUCUUCAACGGAAGAUGGGAUCACGAAUUCGACCCAUCUCUUACAAAAGACUCCAACUUUCACCGUCUCGAUGGAACCACAGCACGUGUUCCCUUCAUGUCCGGCCACUCUUUCAAAUACAGCCUCGUAGCUUACGAAGGUUUCAAAGUCCUUGACCUACCUUACAGGGGAGGACGUGGUGACUACGCUCGUUGUUUCUCGAUGCAAAUCUAUCUUCCUGGUGAAAAAGAUGGGUUGCAUGCACUGCUUGAGAGAUUAGCUUGUUGUCGUGGGUUCUUGAGUGGCCAAGGAGACAUUCCUGGUCAUUCUGCAAGUAUUGGAGAGCUCAGGAUUCCAAGGUUUAAAUUUGAAUUUGGGUUUAUGGCCACGGAAGCUCUCGAGGGUUUGGGUUUGGAGCUGCCGGAUGAUACGAUCAUACACAAGUCUUACAUUGAGGUAGAUGAAGUGGGGUCGAAAGCUGCUGCUGCUGCCGCUGUGAUCGGUCUUGGGGGGUGUUAUAUGCCUCCGAAAGAGAAGUAUGACUUCGUGGCUGAUCACCCGUUUCUCUUUCUUGUCAGAGAAAACAUGAGCGGAUUGGUUCUGUUCCUUGGUCAAGUUACUGAUCCUUCUAUGCAUUAA